This is a messenger RNA of Leguminivora glycinivorella, 804 nucleotides long. RefSeq names its product SNAPIN protein homolog (gene Snapin). NCBI's taxonomy places the organism in Eukaryota, Metazoa, Arthropoda, Insecta, Lepidoptera, Tortricidae. Gene Ontology annotation, biological process: regulation of synaptic vesicle exocytosis; lysosome localization; endosome to lysosome transport. The transcript is spliced from 3 exons. Gene Ontology annotation, cellular component: BLOC-1 complex; synaptic vesicle; BORC complex. The record is from RefSeq and is a predicted model, not a curated record. Gene Ontology annotation, molecular function: SNARE binding. Bases 355 to 804 code for a protein of 149 amino acids.
AUUGUAUUACGCUGACGGCCAAUUAUGGGGUACUUUACCCUAGUCAAUUACUUUUCUGGUCUGUUCGAGGCAACUAAUUUAAGUCUAGCGAUCUAAAACAUUUUCAAGUUUUAUAUGACAGCUCAAAUAAAAAAAAACAGAAAUGUCAGGCUCAGGUGUCAAAGUGACGUUUGGCUUGCCCUAACAUUAUUUGGAGCAGUAUCCACAAACUACUAAGAAGAUACUACUACGUAUGGCAGUAUCGGUACUAUCGGUAUCGCCUAUUGUAGCAAAGAUCGCCCCUAUUAUUUAUCAAAAUCUGUUAUUUCAUAUGACCCAGAUACCGUGCGAGAAGAUGGAAUCAUAAACAUCACUAUGGAUGACACGGAAAGUACGACAACAUCAGCUGACGAGAACACAGGCAACUUGUGCGAUAAUCCCACAAGAGACACGUUAGCCGAGGGGCUUUUGGGUCUCCUGAAGCCUACGGUAGACCAACUGGACGAUAGAGUUAGAGCUACUAGGAUAUCACAAUUAGAACUAAAACAGCAAAUAGACUCGCUGAACGAGGAGCUUCAGAAAGUCAGAGAAGCUUUGAACAACCACCCGGACUUGGACCCUUAUGUGAAGAAGCUGAUUGCCUGUAAACACAAAGUCACUGUUGUGUUAAAUGUUCUGCAGGCUUCACAAGACAGACUUAAUGAUAUAAGGCGCAUGGUCAGCAAAGAAAAAGGUGUCAGGACCAUAACAGAGUCUCAGUCCCAGGACCCCUUGGAAGGACCUAGUGGCAGCAGUGAGGUGUCCGAGAAGGGAAGCAUCAAUUGA